Messenger RNA from Brienomyrus brachyistius, 4365 nucleotides. RefSeq names its product transmembrane protein 198-B-like. Gene Ontology annotation, cellular component: cytoplasmic vesicle; plasma membrane. Gene Ontology annotation, biological process: positive regulation of canonical Wnt signaling pathway. NCBI's taxonomy places the organism in Eukaryota, Metazoa, Chordata, Actinopteri, Osteoglossiformes, Mormyridae. The coding region runs from base 1104 to 2264 and encodes 386 amino acids. The record is from RefSeq and is a predicted model, not a curated record. The transcript has 6 exons.
UGUUUUCGAUGUGGGGAAUAUAAAUACAUAAUACACUGAGUGUGAUAAAGAGAUGCUGUCGUUAGAUUUACUAUCCGAUUUACUAACCGAAUAAUAGAAAUAUUAUUUUAACGUCGGUUAAUGGAACCGCACUUCUAUACGAUACAGUACGCGUUUUGGUGUUUUUUCCUCAUUAAUCGUAACCCAAACACCCACGUAUUCAUUACGACCCUUAGACUUAAAUGAGCAUUUAUCGCUCCAGAUAAUUGCGAUCAGUCCGGCCAAUGUUUCUGUCACACCUAUUGUUCAUUCAUCGUGCCGUUCCUUGGCGUCUUUUGUGUUAUUUGCACCGAGUAAACCAUAAGAUUUUUUUUAAUUAUCACCCUUAUUAGUUUAAUUGUUUUCCCGGUGACUUCAUCUUUUAUAAAGAGGUAUUAAGCUGAACGUAUUUUGGUCUUUAUUGUUUAGUGUAAUAAGCGUGGCUGUGUGUAAACAAGCGAACCGGAUUAACCCUUUGCUUGCCGCCUCUCGCGCAGUACAUGAUGUAGUGAUGUGUGUGGUGAGACUGUAUAAUCAAUCGCCUUUAUCGAAACGUUUUCAAAUCCCACAGCAACAAAGACGAUGCAGAGGAGUGCUAUGAAUAUUUCUUAUUCUCCUGAACUUAAACCAUGCCUGUUGAUGUCUGUUUCAGAUUUGAUUCAUCAUAUUGUAACGGGUCUGUUUGCAUACACCGAGUAUUAUUGUAAUGAAUGGAGAUAAACGAAAAGUCGGAACUCAGUGGCUUUUAAAAGAUAGUGGGGACACGAUUGAUUCAGAAGUUGGUAUGUGCAUCAGUGGACAAGGAGAAAGAGACAUCAGCCGUGGAUAUCUUUAACGUAUGUUAAACACCUCUUCUUCGAGAGCAAUGAAGGUUACUGGAUGACAUCUCACAAACCUGCACCGCUGACAGUCUGCCAACAGAUGUUAGGAACGACUCUUGUGAAGGGAAGAUUAAAGAUCUACUGAUUCAGGGGCAAGAGGGCAAGAGAGAGGGGUGACUCGCGUGAAUGGGAAGUACUUCCUAAUUGGCCCCAUCUGGUCCCACCCUAAUCCCCCCCAACCUCAGCCCCUGAGCUCGCGUUGCCAUGACGUCCACGCUGCAGACGCUGGCCUUCAAGCUGGCCCCCCCAGCACGGGACAGCAGCCCCGAGCGGCUCUAUAGCUGUGAGGAGCGGAUCGAGCGGCGCUACGAGAUCGUGCCUUCGGUCGUCUGCUCCAUGUGCUGCCUCUUCGGCAUGAUCUACUGCUUCUUCGGCUACCGCUGCUUCAAGGCGGUGAUGUUCCUCACGGGCCUGAUGUUCGGCUCCGUCGUCAUCUUCAUGCUGUGCUACAAGGAGCGUGUGCUGGACACGCAGCUGAACGCGGAGGCGAGCGCGGGCAUCGGCCUGGGCAUCGGCGUGCUCUGCGGCCUGGUCACCAUGCUGGUGCGCAGCGUCGGCCUCUUCAUGGUGGGCCUGCUGCUGGGGCUGCUGGUGGCGGUGGCUGCGCUGCUGACCAUGGAGGAGUUCUACCACCCGCGCACGGUCUGGGUGCCGCUGGGCAUGCUCCUGGGCUCCGGCAUGCUCUUCGCCGUGCUGGCGCUCCGCUGGGAACGCUGCUUCACCACCCUCUCCACCGCCGUCUUUGGUUCCGCUGUCAUCACGGUCACCGUCGACUACUUUGCCGAACUCUUCGCGCUGGUGCACCACGUCUACGAGCGGAUCAAGGUGGCCCCGGCCCAGCCCGUGUGCUGGUUCACCUGGGUUGUCCUGGGGGUGUGGCCCGUCCUCACAGUGCUGGGUAUCGUAAUCCAGUGGAAAGUCACUGGGGAGGGGUACUCUCACACAGAGGUGAUCAUCAGCCGGCAGCAGCGUCGAAUUCAGCUGAUGCGGAUACGUCAAAAGGAGGAGUGGAGGGAGAGGAGGAAGAGGAGGAAGAAGAAGAAGCAGCAGCAGCAACAACAACAACAGCAGCAGCAGCAGCAGCAGCAGCAGCAGGAACAGCAGCCCCACACCACGCACACACACCCGGCCAAGCCCCUCCCCACAGACCCCGCCUACCGCAGGAAGCCCAACCCCAUUCGCCGCUUCGACGGCGAUGUGCUGUCGCCGAGUUACAUCCAGAGUUUCCAGGACAGGCAGGUGGACAGGCGGAGAUACCCUCGUGGUCGACUCAGGGGGGGGCCUCACACCACCAUGGACCUGGACUAUGAUUAUGGCUCCACGGUGCCCCUGACUGCCUCCGGGUGCCCGGCAGUGAGGGUGUAGCCCUGCAGGAGUGGGCCGGCGUCGUGGCCGCACUGAUAUUCUUCUGGCAGCAUGAGAAGCGGAUGAAAGCCCCGCCUCCCUUCCCAGCAUGCCCCGUUGGGCCUAAGGCCACGGUCAGAUUCUUUGCUAGCCGAGUGUCCUGAGCAAAGCCUCCCCCGGACCCCGUCACCCCAAAGGCCCAUAUUUACUAGGCAUUUCCCAUGGUUUAGACACGGCAGAAUAAUGGCUAUAUGUAUGUGUCAUAUUUCAUAAAGGAAGUGAUUUCAUUACUAGCUGUCUGUAAGCAUGCAUAUACAUUUGAAUGUAAAUGAUGUGGAAAUUAAUUAAAUACAUAUGUAAUGGUAAAGGUAAUGCAAAUGAAACCGUUGGGUGCCAUAAGGAAAAAAACAUUGCCCGUAUAUUGCCCAUAUCUGUAAACCAAGUAGUACCUGCCACUUUAACUGAGCUUGAAAUGUUAUUGGUCAGAAUGUUUUUAAAGUAAAAUUGCAAACUCAGUAUGUCUAUUACCUAUUGAAAUAAGGGUUAGGGUUAAGCCGAUAGCUUAGUAAAUAUGGGCCCCAGCUGUAAAAGUCUAGAACCCUUGAUGCCCCUGGACUCUGCAUGAGGCAGCUCCCUGUUUCUUUAGUCCUCUGAGUACCUUAACGUCCAGGGAGAACCUGAACCACAACCAAAACGACAGCAUUCCGUCAUCUUCUUAACCUUGAAAGAUGCCACAUUUUAUUACGAUUUUCCACAUUUCAUUCCAGUUCCUCUUAAAGAGGGAAUGUUUGUAAUGCUAACAUCUACUGAAGGUGAUGAUUUCAGAUUACAAGAAGUCACUCUCCACCAAGCUCUGUAAUCUGUGAGUUGUGCCCUGGUCCUGUGUUCACAGCAAAGAGUUGGUCAGUUUUUACACUAGAACUAUUAAAAGGCACUUUGGGGACCAGUAUUGUGUUUCUGCCCCAGUCUCGGAAUAACACAGCAUUAACCUCUAGGACGUGCCGCUUUCAGCCAUGCUGCCCCCUUGUGACUGCCGUGCUCUUGCUGUCUGAAACCUCUCCUCGCUGGCCUCAUGUAACAUGAGUCCCGUUCUUUUUUCAGGCCCUUGUCUCUGCCAACUGACAGGAAAGAUAUUUUUGCAAAUCCAACUAUACUAGAAGCCAGCCAAAACCGAUCUCAGGAAUUCCUUCUCAAAGGCUUGUGGGAAAAGGCUAGAAUUGAGGAAAGGGCCUGUGUGUGUGUGUGUAUGUGUGUUUUUUUUUUUUUUUUUGCUGAAAUAGGCACAGAACGGUCUUAGGAUGAUAAAGCAGCAGUCUGAUUAAAGCAGAAUCGUUUUGGCUGCAGUGGGCUCAGUGGUCCCCUGUACAACAGAACCCAGGAUAGUGAACUGGGGUAAUGACCACCAAGCACAAUGCACUGAAGGCUCUGCCUGUACUCGAGGCUUAGGAUUCCCUGGCUGCCUAACUGGCAAAAAGUCCAUUUAAGACACUUGAAAGUUAUGUGUAUAGGUGACAGUUUACAUGUGUAUCUUUCUGUAUAUAAUAGACUGUUGAAGAGACACAUUGUGGCAAUGGGCGGAGAGGUAGGGGGCGAAACAUGGAGGCAGCCCCUUCCCAGUUCCGUGGUUCCUUAUGAGACCUUCCAGGAAAAGUGCAUGACCAUGUUGUUCUAGUGUGAUCCUAUCUUUUUAUCUGGAAGGUUUGAGUGGCCGUCCCUGAUUUGUAAGGGGCGAACAGCAGUCCUCACUUGGGCUUUCAGUAUUUUGUAAAGCGCUAACCUUUAUUGUAUGUAUACAUUGUGCUGUACUCUUGAUGUCACUGUUACACUGAAAUUUCAGUUAGGGUUUUUUCCACUUUUGCAUUGAUUAAUGAGUCUGGUAUGAGUGUAUGAGGUGUUAAUGCUUAUAGUUCUGUAGAUUUGGGUUCUUGUAAAAGUAUGAUCCUUAUUUAAAUUGAUUUUCGAUUCAUGUAUACCUCUCUGCUCUGAAACAAUGUUGCUGAAACAGCUCAAUGAUUGGAACCAUGGAGGUCUGAACAUGUUUUUUAAAUUAUUUUAUUUAUUGCUGUUGUACUAAAAUGUGUCUUUGUAUGGAACCAAUAAAAAGAUGUGAUUUUACACCUUG